Molecule: messenger RNA, 1203 nt
Organism: Peromyscus leucopus (white-footed mouse)
Lineage: Eukaryota; Metazoa; Chordata; Mammalia; Rodentia; Cricetidae
Gene: Fgfbp1
Product: fibroblast growth factor binding protein 1
Exons: 3
Coding region: 17-859 (280 amino acids)
Biological process (GO): cell-cell signaling
Molecular function (GO): growth factor binding
Source: RefSeq, a predicted model, not a curated record
CUAAGGCAGAGGGCUCAUGCCCAGCCUGCACCCUGGCUGUGAGGACUGGAAACCUGCACUCCCUGGCACACCUGGACCUGCAUACUCACAGAGAGGUGUCCACCCAGCGGAAGCCAUGAGAAUCCACAGCCUCUUCCUGCUCUCCUUCCUUCUGGCUACUCAGGUGCUCUCAGAAAAGAUCAGAAAGAAAGCCAAGAAUGCACCACACAGCAUAACAGAGGAGGGUACAACUACCCCUUUGGGCAAGACCCAGAAUAAGCAGAGAAGCAGGGCACCCAAAUCCAUGACCAAUGGCAAAUUUGUCACCAAAGACCACGCCACCUGCAGAUGGGCUGUGACUGAGGAGAAGCUUGGCGUCAACCUGAAUGUCCAAUGUACUCAAGCAGAUCGUGAGUUUUCUUGUGUUUUUUCUGGUGAUCCAACUGGCUGCCUUAAGCACGACAAAGACCAGAUCUACUGGAAACAAAUUGCCCGCACACUUCGCAAACAGAAGGAUAUCUGUGGGAACUCCAAGAGUGUCCUGAAGACCAGAGUGUGCAGAAAGAAGUUUCCAGAGUCUAACCUCAAACUGGUAAACCCCGGUGCACAUGGGAACAUGAAACCCAGAAAGGAGAAAGCAGAGGUCUCCUCAAGAGAGCACAAUAAAGUCCAAGAAGCUUCCACCAUGGAGCCAAACAAGGUCAAAGAGGACACUACCCCCCAUCCAGCUGUGACCCAGACAGUGUCCAUCAAAGAUCUGGAGUGUCUGGAGGACCCAGAUGUGCUCAACCAGAGGAAGGUUGCCCUGGAAUUCUGUGGGGAAUCUUGGAGCUCUUUCUGCAGGUUCUUCCUCAACAUGUUACAGGCCACAUCAUGCUGAUGAAGUUAGAGGGACAGCCUAAGAGUGAGGUGUCAGAGCCCCAGUGUCUGCUGCAAAGUUCCCCAGGUUCCAUACAAGAUACAGACUUUUGUGCUACCGGACCACAGUGAAGUAUUUAAACCGUUUUUGUAAAUUUUAUUUUUGUGUUUUAGAAUUUGCUUUGUUCUUUCACAUGCUUGGAUGUACUUUUUAAAGACUCUUUACCUCAGUGUAUUCUUCCAUGGACCGCAAGUCUAGGUGCAUAUGAGGAGUGGAUAAAUCCAAGUGAUAAUUUCCAUGCAAGGAAUUUUUGGCUGUAUUUACCAGGAUAAUAAAGUUCUGAACAUUCUCAGAAAUACCACCAA